Molecule: messenger RNA, 1476 nt
Organism: Papilio machaon (common yellow swallowtail)
Lineage: Eukaryota; Metazoa; Arthropoda; Insecta; Lepidoptera; Papilionidae
Gene: uri
Product: unconventional prefoldin RPB5 interactor 1
Exons: 4
Coding region: 118-1458 (446 amino acids)
Biological process (GO): negative regulation of phosphatase activity; negative regulation of transcription by RNA polymerase II
Molecular function (GO): transcription corepressor activity; phosphatase inhibitor activity; chromatin binding
Source: RefSeq, a predicted model, not a curated record
GUAUCGAUUGAUUACUUAAAUUAUUCUUAAAAUUAAUAAUGUAUCAAUCAAGUCAGCUAAUGAGGCAAAAUUAGUGAGACUAAAUAUUUGAUAAGCCUUUAUUGAAAUUGUGAUAAAAUGGAUUUUUUCAAUCAAAUUUAUGAAAAGAAAUUGCAAGAAAAUGGUGAACUAAUUCGAUUUUGGGAGGACCAUAUAAAAGCGUUAAAUGACGUUCAAUUCAAGUUAUAUUCAGAUAAAUUAAAAGUCCCAGUAUUAGUACCAAUCGGCAGCAGAAUUCUAUUCCGUGGGGAAUUGAAGCAUACAAAUGAAGUGACAACAUCAUUGGGUAUGGGAUACUUUGCAAAAUGUUCCACAGAGCAGGCUGAGAUUUUAAGACAACACAGAAUUAAAGAUGCCAAAUCAAAAUUGGACAUUUUGAUGAAAGAGAAGGAAUAUCUAGAAGUUCAAAUAAAGUUAAAAAAUCAAACUGUAUUUGAUGACGGAUCCGAUAUAACUGAGUACCAAACUGAAGAAGAAGACAGACUGUGGAGAGAAAAACAUAAACAGAAUCUUAAAAUCUACCAUCAAAAUAAAAGUAAAAAGGAAAAAUCAAAUAAAGAUGAAAAGUCUGAUGAUGAGUUGUGGAAUAGACUUGAAGAAUUAGAACUUCAAGAGGAAUUACAAAAUGAACUAGCCAAAGAUACUGAAAAUGCCGAAGAUAUAAGAGAUUCAUUAACAAAUAAUAAAAAGAAAGAAGAUCUCAAUGAAAAUGUCGGAGAAAGCAAAUAUGAUAUUACAAAAGAAAUACUUGAAAAAGCAGUACCUGAUGCUACACAUAUCAAUCCCGAAAAUACAAGUAGCUUGGACCUUCUACAAAAUGUGUUAGAUAAGCAAAAAGAACUGGAGGAGAAAAUAUCGGAGAUUAAAAACCGGAAGAGAAAUGUGACCAAAACUGAAUCGGAUUUGAUGUCUCGGCUGGAUGAGUUGGAGCAAUUAGAGGAAGUGGAAGAUGAAAUGGACAGGUUAGAUGAUGUUCUUUAUGAACCUAAACAUGGAGAGGAAGAAGAAAAUAAAAACAAUGAAAAUGUGAAAAGGAGUGUUUCCUUUGCUGAUCAAGAUGAAAGUGAAACAUUGGAAAUAACUUUUAAACAUUCUGAUGUACCGGCAAAUGAAGAGUCAUAUGAUCCAAAAAAGGGGAUAUUAAAGCCAAGUGACAUUUAUGACGCAUUUUCUCAUCUGUUCACGGAAACAACAUCAAUAUUAAGGAAAACGAAAUAUAAAUCAGAAACAGAAGAACGGAGCAAUGAUCUUGAACAACAUAAGAAGAUAAAUUUCGAAUUUAAGAAGGAUAAUGCCACAAAUAUUUUAAUAGUAGUUGAUGAUGUUAAGGAAAAAGAAUCAUCGAGGCAAAGAAUAUUAGAUAGCAGACAUAAAAGACCUGUGAGUAUUUUCAAAAAACGACGGCAGCAUAAAUAUUAAAAUUGUGUAAUAUAAAAA